Messenger RNA from Meriones unguiculatus (Mongolian gerbil), 5356 nucleotides. It is a transcript of the gene Ccdc121, whose product is annotated as coiled-coil domain containing 121. The transcript has 2 exons. Bases 3908 to 5176 code for a protein of 422 amino acids. NCBI's taxonomy places the organism in Eukaryota, Metazoa, Chordata, Mammalia, Rodentia, Muridae. The record is from RefSeq and is a predicted model, not a curated record.
AAGGGAGCUGGUGCAGAGAUGUGGCCUGUUUGCUGUGGAUCUUUUGUAGCAGGCCCUUUCCUUUUCUUUCACAAGGCCAGGAAUCAACAAGACUUGUGUAGACUGUCCUAGUCAUGCUAUUCAACUUUUAAAAUUCAUAUAACCAAGGAUGGCAGUAUUUGGUAUACACAGGUGUGUGUGUGUGUGUGUGUAAUGAAAUUGAUAUAGAUACUUUGAAAAUGACUUGGCAGUAGUAAUAAUGCUGAACAUGUGCCGUGAGAAUAAGAUCAGUCCCAGCUAUGUGCCCACUUGUGUGGGAGGUUGCACAGGAAUGAUGACAUGCACAAUGCAGAGACGCUCAACAUGUUUACCAGGAACUACCGCUUGUCCACCAAAUCUGUUCUCCCAAAACACAGCCUAGUAGGACACUGGCCAGACCCCUCAUUUCUUUCUUGUUGCUCUUUCAGCCCUUCAUAUGGCAAAUGAGUGAGUAGCCGGUAGUUUGUUGGAAUCUAUAGAAGUGAUGUGUGUGCUUUGAAGACUAUGUAAGAGAGGGAUGUAGCCAGGCGUAGUGGCACACACCCCUGGGGAGGCAGAGGCAGGCAGAUCUCUGGGAGUUCGAGGCCAUCCUGGUCUACAAAGUAAGUCCUGGACAGCCAAGGCUACACAGAGAAACCCUGUCUCAAAAAAAAAAAAAAAAAGGGAUGUAGCUCUGAUUAAUGGGUGACUAACAUGUAUAUGAGCCUGUUUCCCUAGCACUGGGGAGAACAUUCUCAUCUAGAUUCACUCCUGCUUUCUGGUGCCAUGAUGCAAGCUUUCCUGGCCUGCCACAUCCUUCAUGUCUGAUAGACUAAUACCUCCAAAGGUGUGCCUAAAUAAAUUCCUUUUAAUGGGAAAGGAGCACAGUAUACCAGGCAGUUCUUUCUGCUUGGCCAGUUAGGCGCAGUAGAGAAGAUGCUCCAUAGGAUAGACGUGUUCAAAACAGAAGUGAGUCAGCUUUUGAAGGAGGGCUAUUUGCUAUGCAAGAACUUCUCAGACUAGUAUGUGUGUUUCUUUUUUCUUUUUUAAAAUCUACUCCAAUUCAUUAUCUUUUCCAUCCUUCUAUAUGGAUAAAAUGUAAUAGUCACACAGUGGGAUACUAUCCUAGUUUGGUUUCUGUUGAUGUGCUGAACACAGUGACUGAAAGCAACGUGGGGAGGAAACGGUUUAUUCUAUUUACAGCUUUUAAUCCUUCGUGAGGGGAAGCCAGGACAGGAGCCAUGGUAGGAACCUGGCUGCAGAAACUGAAGCAAAAGGCCAUGGAGGACUGCUGCUUCCUUGUUCAUCAUGGUUUGCUCAGCUUGGAUUAUUUUAUUUUAUUUAUUUAUUUAUGCAAUUCAGGACCACUUAACCUGGGCUGGCCCCACCCACAAUGGGGACCCUCCCACCUCAAUUAUUAACUAAGAAAAUGUUCCUAAAGACUUGCCUAUAGGCCGUCCUGAUAGAGAUAUUUUCUUAGUUGAGAUUCCCUCUUUCCAGAUGACCUAAAGCUGUGUCAAGUUGACAAAAACCUAACCAGCACAAUUACUAUAUAUAUUACUAAGCCUCCAUCGGCCAUCCAUGCAAAACACUCAGAAAAUUAAAAGAAGUCAUUGCAAAAAAGAUUUCUAUACAACUCAGGAUUUCUUCUAUUCAUAGCAAGCGACACUGGGUGUGGUGGCACGUGCCUGUAAUUCUACAACUCCAAAGGCAGAGGCAGGCGGAUCUCUGAGUUCAAGGCCAGCCUGGUCUACAAAGAGUGUCCAGGACAGCCAAGGCUACACAGAGAAAUCCUGUCUUGAAAAACAACAACAAAAAUGUGUGUGUGUGUGACACAAGUAACAUUUAUAGUCCUGUUAAAAGACACCUGGAUGCUGGACAUGGUAAUAUGUAUAAUUUGAGUGAUUAAAUAUGUGUGUGUACGCAAGCACACGUGUGUGUUCAGGCUCCACCGUGAGCAUGUGGUGAUCAGAGGACAAUGUAUGGGAGUCAGUCCUCACCUUCCACCAUGUGGAUUUUAGGGCUCAAACUCAGAUUCAAGAAUAGUCACAAGGUCCUCGUGAUUGCCCCAAGCUGGCCAGGUGAAUGUAUCAGUCUGUCUGGGUGUGUCAGUCAAGACACAUUUGGCUCAAGAAAACCAUUAAAGAACUGUUACAAGGUGCAGUUCUGAAAGAGCACCUGUCACAGAGGGUGCAAAGUGCUGAUCCGAUACUGCAGUAACACCCACAUAUGGCCAGUUCCCCAAUUCCCAUGGAUAUUUCCUAAAGCCGCCGUGUGGGUUCUGUGCCCUGCAAGAGCAGCAAGUGCUCUCAGCCACUGACUCUCCAGCCCUUCAUUCACAUUAAAAAAGAAAAAGGUUUUGUUCUUUGUUCUCAUCUAUCCUAGGCUGGCCUUGGACUUGCUCUGCAGAAAGAGGAAAUCCUAGAAUCGCUGGUCCUCCUGCCUCCACCUCCAGGGUGUUGGGAUUACAGGUGUGUGUUACUACCCCAAGCAUUAUUUGGCACUAGAGCUUGUUCUCAGGAUUCUGUACACCAGGUAAGCACUCCGACAGCUGAGCUACAGCCCCAGCCCCUUUCAUUCACUUAAGCUUUAAAAAUGGUGUGGGUGUGUGUGGUUCCCACACCCUCUUCUGGUCUCCACGGGCAAGGCCAAGUGUGAAUACUGCCAAGCAGGUCUGUCUGCGCAUAAGCACAUAAAACGAAAUCUUUAAAAAAUGAAUGAGAAGAGAGAAAAACUGAGGGCAGGUGAAACAACAGAGGGAAAAUGGGGCUAGGGACAUAAUUUAGUGGUAGAAUCAUAACCUAGAUGGGUAAGCUCCUGGAGCCAAACCCCAUUCCUUUCCUGACAACACCUAGAGUGUGCAUUCUUUGCUUCUGCCUGAUUAUCUAUUUCAUGUGCUACACCUAUGUUCAACAUUCAACUCUCAGAUCAAAAGCUAGCUUGAUUAUCCACCGAACAGCAUCUCCAUAACUCUUAGUCAUCUCCUUACUUGCUUUCUGUUUGAAUACAGGUGUUUCUUUACACUUAUUUUUUUCAAGACUGGUUCUCUGUGUAGCCCUUGGCUGUCCUGUAACUCAGUCUGUAGACCAGGCUGGCCUCCAAUUCACAGAGCUGCCUGUUCCUGCCUCCCAAGUACUGGGAUUACAGGCCUUCGUCACCACUGCCCACCUUUGUUCAUUCCCAGAAUGUGGUAGGUCCUGCAGUAGAAAUUCUUCACUGUUAACUUGACAGCUUUCUCUGUAUUCAAGUCAAGGGUUCCUCUUAUGACCUGGCUUUGAAGAAGCUGUUCAUUUCAUCCUCAAGACAAGGUACAACCAAGACAGUUACACCAGCUGUGCAUUGGGCUUAUGCAGAAGCUAACUCUGACCCAAAAUAAGGUCCCAGGUUUCCCAGGGAAAAGAACUGGAGUGCUAGUCAAGUUACCCAGAAAGCAAACACGUGGACUCUCCACCCCAAAGACUCCUCUCCUCAGCUCUGACCUUCCUCCUGCCCCACGAGGCUCCUACUGAGUAGGUAGUCAUUUCUAAAAGGUAGUUCUGGGCUCCUGCCAUUCCCAAUACCAACAGACUCACAAUGAUCUUAGGUGAGGUCCCAUGAAGUUUCAGACUCAGCAGAAGUUGCAGUUCAGCCCCUCACCAUAGAGACACCAAAUCACUAGAGAGACUUCUGUGACAUUACAUGAGAUCACUGUGCAGGGAAAAUUUGACCCCAAUCUGAGUAAGAGGAUACAGUGGUAGGCAGGCCAUUGGGGUUUAUAUGGGUUUCAGCCUGAUCCUGCUAACUGAUGAUAGUGCCUGAGAAAUGGGAGGGUUGGACAAUUGAGAGGGUGUGUAGGGCGCCUGAAAGAGGAUUGGUGGUAACAGGAUUGGAUGUGUGAGAUUGGAUGUCUCACUCUCAGAAGUGAGACGAGAUGGAAUCCCAAGAGCAGGGCAACUGCAUUUCAAAAGACAGAAGUCCCAGGUCUGGGGACAAGUCCAGACAAUUUCCAAGGACUAAUUUAGUAGUUCAGACUAAGAACGUAUGUGAUGACAACUCUUGCUGUGCAAGGUUACAUCAUGUUGACCCCAAAGUAAAGACACCUUAUGAAAAUUGUGUUCCCCAAGAGCAGACACCUGGUACAAGUUCUUUGGCAAAGACCGUCAGUAAGCCCAAAAUACACCCUGAUAAACAUCUGAGUUCUGGAACCAGGUUAGCUCAGAGUCCGAAAGAUUCUUCCCAACCACCAACGUGUCUUUCUAUUCUAAGUGAAUUUUUCAAGCCAGAGAGGCUAACAAAAUUGGAGAGGAAAGUAGAAAGAAGGACAAUUAAGGCACUAGAGCUACUGAACAAAAAUAUAAAGGAGGCUCGGCUCCGGCAGGAAAGCCUGCUACAAAACAGCAGGUUUCUCCAAGAGCAGGGGCUCUAUCUAGAGAAUGAGAACAGAUCCAUUGUGGACUUUCUAAAAAAACGGAAUGAGCAUUGUAAAAAGAAACAUGAGGAUCACUGGAAUGAGUAUUCUCAGGAAUGUGGGGAGAUUAAGAGACAGAAGCAAGAACUGAUGUCCAAAUUUGCCCAGAAAAAUGCAGACCUUCAAACAGAGAUCUUGAAGAGGAAACGCACCCAGUUCGAGCUGGCGCAACAGAUUCAGUCACUGAAGCACAUUUCCUUGGUAAAGGAGAACCAGGAGAUGAGAAUCCAGGCAUUACAGAAGGAACUAGAGACCAUGAAAGCUGAGACAGCCUUUAAGGCCCAUCAGGCAUGCUUGGAAUUCCUGCAGCUUAAGGCGUGCCUCUACAGAGAGCUGCACAUACUAAAACUGCCUCAGGUGGGAGACUACACCUCCAGCGAGCUUAAGCACGAGGCCCAGACCUUAGAGUCCAUGGCUAAGAAGCUGAAUUCAGAGCUGAGUGUUAGCAUCAACAGAGAGUUCCAGGAGUUACAGAAGGAAGUGAUGAAUCUGGCUCAGAAACACUACAAGCUACAAUCUAUAAAGAGGAAGCUAGAGAAGUGGAAAAAGCAGCUGAAGGAAGAACAGUGGUAUCAAGAAGCCUUAGCUAGAGGGAGAGGACACCUUAAGGCAAAGAGUAAGAGACGUCCUGAGAAUAUGUCCCGAAGCCACGUUGGCCAUCCUUCAUGCACCAAAUCAAGAAUAAAGCCAAUGCAAUUUAUACGUCAGAGAAGUAAGAAUUGGAACUGCUAGACCCCGACAGUCUUGGUCUACUGGGGAGGCUGUUGAAUGGCCAGUGACACUGGACCAGCUUGAAAAUCACUUUGAGAUUUUGUCAUGAUUCUUACAUGUUCCCAUGGAAGACCACUAGAUAACACAGGGUCAUUGUUAUAAAAUAGGAUUCACAGUGCAAUAAAUCACAAUUCUGCCUCA